AACAGUUGAUGUUAGUUGACACUUUUUAUUAAACCUAUAUUUGACCUAUAUUCUAUGUUAUUUAUAUAUGUCCUUAGAAAUAUCAUUUAAAUUAUAUCAAACGUAUUUAAUGUGUGUAUAUAUACGUUUGCAUUUACGAAAGAAUAUCAUUCUAAAUGUUAGUUACGAGUACAUUCUAAGAAGAUUAAUAAAUUAUACUUCUUUCUUAAGUUAUCAUGCAAAAAAAAUUACUUUUUAUAUUAAUGCAUAUUAAGUUUUUAUUUCUGUUAUCAAUCGUCGCGCAUGCGGAAGAGGAAAUUACCACCAGAUUUAAAAUUCAACCAAUCAGAACCGAUCCCUUAAAAGCAGCAAUAUUUAAAAUACAAUCAAAUGCAGAUUAUAUGAGAAAAUCGUUUGCGAGAAAUAGAGAAGAUUAUUUAGAAAUUAUUGAAGUUAUAAAAACAAAAAAUAAAUCUGAUCGUAAAUUAAUAAUCAUAGAAUUAAUUCUAGAUAUUGUGCAUUCUAUUCAAGAAAGUUCAACAUUAAUAGAUAAUGCCAGAUCUAAUAUUAAAAAUGAAGCUUUUCCAAAGAGUGAUGGUAUUAUAAACGCCUUGUUUACGAUAUUGGAGAAAGUAUGA
Messenger RNA from Vespa velutina, 617 nucleotides. RefSeq lists its product as uncharacterized. The transcript is spliced from 4 exons. Bases 216 to 617 code for a protein of 133 amino acids. The record is from RefSeq and is a predicted model, not a curated record. Lineage: Eukaryota; Metazoa; Arthropoda; Insecta; Hymenoptera; Vespidae.